Messenger RNA from Ascoidea rubescens DSM 1968, 441 nucleotides. RefSeq lists its product as uncharacterized. NCBI's taxonomy places the organism in Eukaryota, Fungi, Ascomycota, Saccharomycetes, Ascoideales, Ascoideaceae. The coding region runs from base 1 to 441 and encodes 146 amino acids. The record is from RefSeq and is a predicted model, not a curated record. The transcript has 2 exons.
AUGGAUGUGUUACCUACACUUUCUGGCUCCAAUUUUUCAUUGUUCAGUGCCAAACUAAAUCAAUUGAAAACGUUUUUCAACAGUAACUUCAACCAACAUGACAAUAACAGUGAAAAGUUUUUGCAAUUGUUAGAGAUGCUCAAUGUGAGUCACAACAUUGAAUUGAAAAUGAAGGAUUCAAAGAUCUCUACGUUAGAGCUGGAAAUUUCCAAUAUUAUAAUGGUUUUAUCGCGCAUUGAUAGUGCUGCUGAGGCAAAUGAUGCCAUGAACUCUUCUUUGCUCAAUCGCGUCUCAGCUGAACCACAACAAAUACAGGCUGCUGACGAUCUUGCUGACGAUCCUGCAAGACAUUCAAAUGCUGAAGACACAUUCUCAACUUCAGACCAAAGAACUCCAAUUGAAGAAAUUGGGAAAAAAAUCAACAGAAAAAAUUCUGACUGA